CAACAUAAAAACAAUGUUGAUGGCCGCUAAUAAUGAAACUUAUCACAACCCCGCUUCAUCGACAAAUGCAAAGGUGGGGCCGGGGGGUGGGGAUGGAAUUCAUCUCUUUGAUGAUUGAACGGUGACGCAAAUCAACUUUUGGAAGCUCAAUCAAAAGUAAGGUGCUAGCAAAGGCGAAGUAACUGCAGAAUGGGACCUGACCUGGGCUGGGCAUUCUCAUUUUUUUCCCCCACUCCGUACUAAAAUCGCGAAAUGUACGACAAGAAAUGUUACGUGCCCAACACAACCUUCCCCAACCUCAAGCAAAACCCAUCUGAUCUGAUCUGAUCUUGACCCACAACUCACCCCGCAACCAAUUCCAUCCCUUUCCCCUCCCACAAUAUAACUCUGCUUUCGCUCGGGGUCGAGCGAUUUUGUAGCUCGAACCCACCAAUCGGACGAUCGAUUCCUCCUCUAUGGAGGAAGAGGAUCGGCCGAUCAUUGGGUUUCCUCUGGGUUUGGUUCUUCUGCUGCUCAUUCUGCUCUCCAUGAGCGCCGUCUUCAUCUGCUGCCUCCACUGGGACAAGCAUCGUUCAUUUCGGGACGUUCCUGAUGAUGAUGAUGAUGAUGAUGAUGAUGAUGAAACCCAUGAUUUUCCGCCACAUAAAUCUUCGCCUCUUCAACUGAAAGCGAGCAAGAAUCGAGGGGAGAGCCUGCCGGUGUUGAUGCCAGGAGAGCAAGUGCCCAGAUUCAUAGCCAUGGCUUGCCCCUGCCAGCCGCCGGUUCUGGAGACGAUUCAAUUGGAUUUUGAGAAGCCCAUCAGCACAUUUCCCCUCCCUCCCCUGUUUUAGUAUCUCUUCCAUCGAUAUGGGUUUUGUCGUAUAUAGUCCGACUGUUACCAACUCUUCUUAUGUACAGAUAUAUGAUUUUUGGGAUUCAAUUUUCUUCUCAUCUUCGUGUUUGAAGAGCCGUAAGAAUAAGAAAAAAGAAAGGGGCAUAUGGAAGGGAACCUUGAAACUUCCGCCGUACCAGUUACAAAUUCUGUUCAGCUGCCGCUCACGGAUUCAGAACACGAGACUUUCCGUCACUAUCUCAUGCUUCAUCUCCAAACCCGAAAACCGAAAUUUUCCGCGAUCAUAAUGUUUUUAAGCUUCAAAUUAAUUAUGCCAGUGUAUAUGACAGAUAAAGGCUUGGAUGAAUU
Messenger RNA from Linum trigynum, 1180 nucleotides. The record is from the annotation of a GenBank genome assembly. Lineage: Eukaryota; Viridiplantae; Streptophyta; Magnoliopsida; Malpighiales; Linaceae.